AUGAUUCGAAACAUCUUUUUCCCUUCCCACCCGCUCUCCUCACUGCACUGGAAGCUCAUCCCCACGCUUCCCCUUCCUCCUUCCCGCACCUUCUCCCCCACAGCAAGCUCAUUCUCCCCUCAAUCGUCGCGCUCCCUCUCCUCAUGGCCUACUCGGGCCACACCACCAUCCUCAUCCCCAGGCCAUGUGGUUUUCCCUCCCUUUGACCCCCUUGUAUCCCCCCCACAGCAAGCUCAUCCUCCCCUCAAUCCCAACCCCGCCGCUGCUUAUGGCCUAUUCAGGCCACACCACGAUCGAAGCUCAUUCUCCCCUCAAUCGCAACGCUGCCUCUCCUGA
This is a messenger RNA of Closterium sp. Naga37s-1, 336 nucleotides long. Lineage: Eukaryota; Viridiplantae; Streptophyta; Zygnematophyceae; Desmidiales; Closteriaceae. The record is from the annotation of a GenBank genome assembly.